This is a messenger RNA of Durio zibethinus, 715 nucleotides long. RefSeq names its product dihydroorotate dehydrogenase. Lineage: Eukaryota; Viridiplantae; Streptophyta; Magnoliopsida; Malvales; Malvaceae. The record is from RefSeq and is a predicted model, not a curated record.
GAGUCCAGAGUAAUGCCACUAAGUUUAAGCCUACAUUGGAAAGCACUUUGCGUGGAUUGGAUGCAAAUCAUCCGCUGGCUGCAAGCGUAAAGAAUGGCCGCAGGUGAAGGGGAAGAAUUCGUAUACAGGAUUAGCACGGCUGAGGAAUGGGAAGCAUUGCAAAAGAAUGGAUCUGCUUUAGGCGGAGACCUUGACAAAUCCUCUGGUUUCAUCCACCUCAGCUCGCUUCAUCAGGUAAAGCCCACACUGCAGAAUUUUUUCUCUAACGUCAAAGCGGAUUUGUACCUUCUUCAAAUUGACGCUAAGAAGCUUGGAGAUGGAUUGAUAUAUGAGGUUGUCGAUGGUACCAACAGCUUCCCACACUUCUAUGGCCCAUCUCGAAGCUUCGCUCCUCUUCCAUUAGAUGCAGUUAUAAAAGCUGAGAAGCUAUCGGUAUUAGAAGGCAAAUUCAGUUGCAGUUUAUUGAAUUAAUUGAUCCACUUCAUCAUCUCCUUGAGCAAAUAGUAGAUAUACUAUUGCUUUGAAUAGAUAUAAUCAUACAAUGUUCUGCCGUUGUAAUACUUAAAACUCCUAAUAAUAGCAAAGGUGUGUGUAUUUUGUUGAUUAUGAUGUGUUUAUAUCGAUUACACUUGGUCUCAAUCUGUAUUGGACGUAGAGCUGAGGUUAAGCAAUCGAAUUUGAUGAAUAUUGUUAUUUGUGAGUUAACGCUCCAUCU